AUGGCCGACGAUAAGAAGAGCGAUGACUACGCUUCUGCGACCAAAGAGUUCCGCGCUGCGACACCCCCCACGCGCGCCUCUUCUCAGCGAAGCGUGGCCAUGACGGAGAACCCGGUGGCCGCCGUGCUCGCAUACUGUGGCUCGUCGAUUAUGAUGACAGUGACGAACAAAUACGUCCUGUCUGGUGUGGAUUUCAACUUGAACUUCUUUCUGCUUGCGGUGCAGGCCGUCGUCUGUGUAGCAGCCAUCUCGAUCUGCAAGGCCCUUGGCAUCAUCACAUACAGGGACUUCAACAGCGAUGAAGCGAAGAAAUGGUUCCCCAUUUCUCUCCUACUGAUCGGCAUGAUCUACACUAGCACCUGGGCGUUGAAGUUCCUCUCGAUUCCAGUUUACACUAUCUUCAAGAACCUUACAAUCAUCCUGAUCGCAUAUGGAGAAGUGCUCUGGUUCGGCGGCUCAGUCACAUCAAUGGCGCUGUUUUCGUUUGGAUUGAUGGUGAUGAGCUCCGUCAUCGCAGCCUGGGCAGACAUCCAGCACGCUUUGGCAAACUACGGCCAUGCUUCUAAUGUGGCUGUCGAUACCAUGUCGACUCUACAUGCUGGUUAUCUCUGGAUGAUGUUCAACUGCCUCUGCACCGCAACCUACGUUUUGGGCAUGAGGAAGCGCAUCAAGCUGACCAACUUCAAGGACUUUGACACCAUGUACUACAACAACCUUCUCACCAUUCCCGUCCUGCUCGUCGCUUCCAUCCUGGUCGAGGACUGGUCAUCCGCCAAUAUUCAGAAGAACUUCCCUACCGAGCAGCGCAACACAGUCAUCAUUGUUAUGCUCAUCUCUGGUCUUUCGACCGUGUUCAUCUCGUACACUUCUGCCUGGGCCGUUCGAGUUACCUCAUCCACGACAUACUCAAUGGUUGGUGCUCUGAACAAGCUCCCCAUUGCGCUCAGCGGCCUCGUAUUCUUUGACGCACCUGUCACUUUCGGAAGUGUGUCUGCCAUCUUCGUCGGUUUCGUCAGCGGUAUCGUUUAUGCGCUCGCCAAAGUACGACAGAAUAAGCAGGCCAAGAGUGUGCUUCCAAUUACCAACGUUCCGGUCAGCGCGAGCAGCCAGAGCAUGAGGGACAGCCUGAAACACUAG
Dothidotthia symphoricarpi CBS 119687 is the source of this 1137-nucleotide messenger RNA. RefSeq names its product UDP-galactose transporter. Gene Ontology annotation, cellular component: Golgi apparatus. The transcript is spliced from 4 exons. Bases 1 to 1137 code for a protein of 378 amino acids. NCBI's taxonomy places the organism in Eukaryota, Fungi, Ascomycota, Dothideomycetes, Pleosporales, Dothidotthiaceae. Gene Ontology annotation, molecular function: GDP-mannose transmembrane transporter activity; antiporter activity. The record is from RefSeq and is a predicted model, not a curated record.